AUGAAAUCUGAAGGACUAGAGAACUCAAGUACGGUUAGCAUUCCUUACUUUACAUCCUUAAUUCAAUCUGGAGGACUAAUCCCCAGACGUGAAAGGCUAUAUGCUCGCCUAGUAUUUAUUACAUUUGGUAUAGCUUCUUUAUUUAUGUGGAAUACAUACUUAAGUUGUUAUGGAAUUCUGAAUAAACAAUUAUUUCCAGAAAUGGGAUUUAUUCAAUAUGUUCAAACCAGUUAUAUGACAUCUGUAUUCAUAGGUAACUUAACUAUGGUUUUUGGUUUGACUCAUAUUUUUGAUCCUCACCAUUGUACUGUAAUAUUUAAUUGUGUUGGUGCAUUACAGUCUUCAAUCAUUUGUCUAUCUAUAUGGUUUCUACACGGUACCUAUUGGGGAUGCUCUUUAAAUAUUCUAAUUGCAGGACUUGUAGCUUUUAGCUGUGCAAUUUUGAUACCAGAGACAUUUACAUUGGCAGCUAUUAUGCCAGAAAGCUUUUGUUCGGAUGUAUCUUUAGGGCAAAGUUUCAGUGGAGCAAUUACAUUUGCUCUGACAAUUAUUUUGGACAUGAUAAUCCCACACGAUAUUCAAGGAAGAAAGCUUCUAGUAACCAUAAUGUUUGCUGCAAGCACAGUUAUUUCACUCUUGGCUGCAUUUUUGGCUCAAUCACUAACUAAAUCUCCCUGGAGUUACUCAGCUAUUGCUGAAAUUCGUAAGAAAUCAAAUGCAAGCACACUAUUAUCUGCUAGUCAAAACAGAAAUGACUCUCAAUUUUCCUAUGAAGAUUCUCUACUCUCAGUUCCUAUUUCCCUUGACACCGAAAAUAGUUAUGAAUGCAGAAGUAGCCAUUUGGAAGUAACCAGACAGAUUUGGCCACAACUUUAUAAUAUUUUUAUGUCUUUUAUGGUUACUCUGGCAGUUUUCCCUACAGUUUGUGCGGAAUGGGACUUUUUUUUACCUGAAAAAUAUUCAAAUAUAUUGAUGGUGACUUUAGUUGGAAUGUUUCAUCUUGGGGAUAUGCUUGGAAGACACGUACCUAAAUUUGGGUUCACUAUCCCUCCAUCUCUUCUUUGGAUUCUAACCACUUCCAGGCUCGCUUUUAUACCUCUUUAUGCAGCCAUUAAAAAUGCCAGUUAUGGAUCUUUUCUUGCUUCUAUUUGGACUAAAAUUAUUGUCCAAUUUCUCCUGGCAUUUACUAAUGGUCUUUCUGCAUACCUUGCCUUUAUUUAUGGGCCUGAAACUGUAUACUUUAGGCAUAAUAAAGAAAAGGCAUCUUUCCUUCUUGCCAUUUAUAAUGUAGCAGGUAUGACAGCUGGUAGCUGGCUUAUGAAUCUUCUUAUAUGGGUUAAAUACUUUUGA
This is a messenger RNA of Cryptosporidium ubiquitum, 1350 nucleotides long. Its product is annotated as nucleoside binding domain-containing protein. The coding region runs from base 1 to 1350 and encodes 449 amino acids. NCBI's taxonomy places the organism in Eukaryota, Apicomplexa, Conoidasida, Eucoccidiorida, Cryptosporidiidae. Gene Ontology annotation, cellular component: plasma membrane. The transcript has a single exon. Gene Ontology annotation, biological process: nucleoside transmembrane transport. Gene Ontology annotation, molecular function: nucleoside transmembrane transporter activity. The record is from RefSeq and is a predicted model, not a curated record.